AUGCGGUUCACAUCUCUGCUUGUCACAUUCAAUAUAGUUGGCCUGGUGAUCGCAGCACCUGGCAAGUCUCUCGCUAAAAGAGCUUCAUCUUUCGUCUGGUUUGGGUCCAAUGAGUCCGGCGCAGAGUUUGGAAACCAGAAUCUUCCAGGAGUGCUGGGCACAGAUUACAUCUGGCCAUCUACAUCAGCAAUCCAGACUCUUCGCAAUGCUGGAAUGAACAUCUUUCGCGUAGCUUUUGCUAUGGAAAGAUUGGUUCCUGGAACAUUGACCUCUAGUAUGGAUGCAACAUAUCUUUCCGAUCUGAAAAGUACCGUUAACUAUAUCACCUCUACUGGGGCUUAUGCUAUUAUUGAUCCACACAACUUUGGGCGCUAUUAUGGUUCUAUCAUUUCAUCCACAAAUGAUUUCGCGGCAUUUUGGACCACUUUAGCAAAGGAAUUCGCAUCCAAUGAGAAAGUCAUUUUCGAUACAAACAAUGAAUUUAACUCGGAGGAUCAAACUCUUGUCCUACAGCUCAACCAGGCUGCAAUCAACGCUAUUCGAGCAGCUGGGGCAACUUCACAAUAUAUAUUUGUGGAAGGUAACUCCUGGAGUGGUGCAUGGACGUGGACUACCGUCAAUGACAACAUGAAGAACCUGACAGACCCGGAGAAUCGAAUUGUCUAUGAGAUGCACCAAUAUCUCGAUUCUGACGGCUCUGGUACAUCGGCAACGUGCGUUAGCUCAACUAUUGGCCAAGAGCGUGUUGUUGCCGCGACGCAAUGGCUCAAAGACAAUGGCAAAAGAGCUUUCCUUGGAGAGUUUGCUGGAGGAGCUAAUACUGUGUGUCAAAGUGCCGUAACUGGAAUGCUUGACUACCUGCAAGCCAACAGUGACGUUUGGCUCGGCGCAGCGUGGUGGGCUGCUGGACCUUGGUGGGGCGAUUAUAUCUACAGCUUUGAGCCUCCAUCCGGAACUGGCUACGUCUAUUACAUGAACAUUCUAAAGAACAACAACCAAGGUGACAACUGCAACUACUAA
Penicillium nucicola is the source of this 1020-nucleotide messenger RNA. It is a transcript of the gene egl2, whose product is annotated as putative endoglucanase. The record is from RefSeq and is a predicted model, not a curated record. NCBI's taxonomy places the organism in Eukaryota, Fungi, Ascomycota, Eurotiomycetes, Eurotiales, Aspergillaceae. The transcript has 6 exons. Gene Ontology annotation, molecular function: hydrolase activity, hydrolyzing O-glycosyl compounds. The coding region runs from base 1 to 1020 and encodes 339 amino acids. Gene Ontology annotation, biological process: glucan catabolic process.